AUGGGCCCAUCAAGAAACAUGUCCAGCUUCCCCCGCCCCUCCACCUGGGCCGAACGCAACUCGUACAUACCAGGCCAGACCCUCGCGUCCACAGCCUCCAUGUCCGGCGUCAAGACCAUCCCAGCCGAUGCACCCAAAUCCGAGCGCCACAUCUCCAACAUCCUGAACCAGGGUCCCAGCUACGGCUGGAAAGGGCCCGGUGACGGACUCCAGGGCAGCAUGUGGGCCCAAUACGAGACCAAGCGGGUGGAUUUCCAGAAGCUGGAUGAGCAGGAUACCACUUCACAGGCGAAGACGAAGGAGCAGCAGCAGCUCGGUGGACCUGCGGCGGCCAAGCCGGACACGUUCACGUGGGUGACGCCAUCGCAAGAGGAGAAGGGGGAUGCGCUUGGCUCGGCCAGAGGCAAGCUUUCUUCCGAGUCUUCGACCACGGCGUCUGAAGCGUCGAGCAAUUCUUUCUAG
Molecule: messenger RNA, 462 nt
Organism: Endocarpon pusillum Z07020
Lineage: Eukaryota; Fungi; Ascomycota; Eurotiomycetes; Verrucariales; Verrucariaceae
Exons: 1
Coding region: 1-462 (153 amino acids)
Source: RefSeq, a predicted model, not a curated record